GGGAUCUUCCGCUCAUCUGGUGACGCGCGCGCGCUCUGAACUCGCCCUUGGCCCUCACGGCAGAGCAGACGGAUAUAAGGCCGAAGGUCGUCUGGUCAUAAUGUCUCACAGCCUAUCCUCCUUCUCAAUGGCGAGCCAGCAAAAGAUGAAUAUCGAGACCCGCCUCGAGCGCGUGCCGACGCCGAACAGCGACCUCUACCGGAGUCCGACGACCGCCGUGGGCUCGAGCAACUACCGCCCACCAUCGCCCAUCGCCCCCACCUAUGCGACGUACUCGCCUACGAGGAUUAGUCGGCCGCGGGCUUUGCUGCACGAGUACGCCGCCGAGUUCUUUGGGGUCAUGGUCCUUGUCAUCUUCGGCUGCGGCGUGAACUGCCAGGCCGUUCUCUCGUCCAACACGAACGCGUCGGCCUCGCCUAAGGGCGACUUCGGCAGCGUCACGAUUUCCUGGGGUGUCGCCCUAGCCUUCGGCGGGUGGAUAUCUGGCGGCGGACACAUCAACCCUGCUGUCACCAUCGCCCUCGCCACCUGGCGACGCUUCCCCUGGUAUAAAGUCCCCGGAUACGUUAUCAGCCAGCUUUUCGGUGGCCUUAUUGGCGCCGCCAUCCUAUACGCAAACUACUUCCACGCCAUCGACGUCUACGAGGGCGGACGCGGCGUCCGCACGCUUGCCACCGCCGGCCUCUUCGGGACGUACGGCGCAGAUUUUAUGACGAACGUAUCGUGCUUCUUCUCGGAGUUCAUCGGCACUGCUCUGCUGAUGUUGGGUGUUUUGUCGGUGCUUGACCCAAGAAACCGUGUGCCGUCCUUUUUGAUCCCGUUUGCGCUCUUCUUCUUCCUGGCGGGUAUCACUGCGGCCUUGGGCUGGGAGACGAGCUUCGCUGUGAACCCUGCUCGUGAUCUUGGGCCGCGCCUACUCACGUCUAUGGUGGGGUAUGGUGGACAGGUGUACUCAUACCGCAACCAAUACUGGAUUUGGUGCCCCAUCAUUGCUACGAUCCUUGGCGCGCAAGUCGCGACGAUCAUCUAUGAUAUCUUCCUCUACAAGGGCGGCGGGGACAGCGUCAUUUGCCAGAAGUUAUACGGGAACAACUUCUACGAGAUUGACCCCCAGCCCGAGCUGACGGAGGCAUCCCGGCGGCGCGAACGAGGGAUGAGCGAGUCGAAGAGCCCUGUCUGAGUGUAUACAAAGUCACGAUUUCUCUCUCGUUCUAGGCAUACCGUGAAGCCCAGCUGGAACUAGGGCCGGCUGUAGUCAUACCAUCCCGUUGUGGGUCCACUGUACAAUGUAUUUCUAUCAUCAACUUUACGACAUACACGAUAAUUGCACGAGCGUCUAUUCGACAUGUCCUUGAUGGAUCGAGACGCGGUCCGAUCUGGCUGGACUGGUUGCUUCAGACCAUGCGCGUCUGGAUCUCGAAGGCGGCUCGCCCGCGCCCGCGACGCCAUUGCCAAUAUAAAGACACGUCGACUGUCCCGCGAUGAUCAGCACUUCCCGCCUUGUCCCUCACCGC
This is a messenger RNA of Schizophyllum commune H4-8, 1514 nucleotides long. RefSeq names its product aquaporin. NCBI's taxonomy places the organism in Eukaryota, Fungi, Basidiomycota, Agaricomycetes, Agaricales, Schizophyllaceae. The transcript has 9 exons. Gene Ontology annotation, biological process: water transport; glycerol transmembrane transport. Gene Ontology annotation, cellular component: plasma membrane. Gene Ontology annotation, molecular function: glycerol channel activity; water channel activity. Bases 101 to 1180 code for a protein of 359 amino acids. The record is from RefSeq and is a predicted model, not a curated record.